Ictalurus furcatus (blue catfish) is the source of this 8036-nucleotide messenger RNA. RefSeq names its product calmodulin binding transcription activator 1a (gene camta1a). Lineage: Eukaryota; Metazoa; Chordata; Actinopteri; Siluriformes; Ictaluridae. Gene Ontology annotation, biological process: regulation of transcription by RNA polymerase II. The record is from RefSeq and is a predicted model, not a curated record. Gene Ontology annotation, molecular function: transcription coregulator activity; protein binding; double-stranded DNA binding. Bases 153 to 5663 code for a protein of 1836 amino acids. The transcript is spliced from 24 exons. Gene Ontology annotation, cellular component: nucleus.
GUCAUCGUCCCACAGCCAAUGGUGGAGAGGGUUGGAGUUGCCUCCCGUUCCGCCGGACCCUCCUCGCGCUGUCCUCGACGUGCACGCGCGUGGUGGUACCCAACGCUCGCGAAGAGGAGGAGGAGGAGGAGGAUGUGGCGCGCGGAGGGGAAAUGGCUGCCGAAAACAAGCCGGAAGGACUGAAGAAAAUUCGUAACCCGGAUCGAAUGUACAGAUCAGCUGUGUGUUAUUCCGGCCAUGCUGCUCCUAAGGGUGUCAGUGAUGACACAGAGAUGAACAAUGAACAUGGACAUUUGAAAAUAUACCUGCCCAAAAAGCUGCUUGAAUGUCUACCAAAAUGCUCCUCAUUGCCAAAAGAGAGACACCGGUGGAACACGAAUGAGGAAAUUGCAGCUUACUUGAUAACCUUUGAGAAGCAUGAUGAAUGGUUAACAACAUCCCCUAAAACAAGGCCACAGAAUGGGUCGAUGAUACUGUACAACCGUAAAAAGGUGAAGUACAGGAAGGACGGCUACUGCUGGAAGAAGAGGAAAGAUGGCAAGACUACGCGAGAGGAUCACAUGAAGCUGAAAGUGCAGGGCGUCGAGUGUCUCUACGGCUGUUACGUGCACUCCUCCAUCAUCCCCACCUUCCACCGCAGGUGCUACUGGUUGCUGCAGAAUCCAGACAUCGUCUUGGUGCACUACUUAAACGUGCCGGCCAUAGAGGACUGUGGAAAACCGUGUGGGCCUAUCCUGUGCUCCAUCAACACAGACAAGAAGGAAUGGGCCAAAUGGACCAAGGAGGAGCUUGUCGGGCAGCUCAAACCUAUGUUUCAUGGCAUCAAGUGGACUUGCAGCAAUGGGAACAGCAGCUCUGGUUUCUCAGUGGAGCAGCUGGUGCAGCAGAUACUGGACAGCCAUCAGACCAAGCCUCCACCUCGGACUCACAACUGCCUCUGCACAGGCACGCUUGGUGCUGGGAGCAGCGUGCACCACAAGUGUAACAGUGCUAAACACCGUAUCAUCUCUCCUAAAGUGGACCCUCGCACUGGGACCUACAGCAGCGGUCACUCCGAGCUGCAAAACAGUGAUGUGUCAGAAGGCAAAACAGAACACAGCCAUGCCGGGGGAAAAGCAGGCACAGGGGCCACAGGAGGGGGCACAUCACGGGAAAAACGCAAUGGAAAAGUGCAUAAGCCUGUACUACUGCAGCAGAAUAGCACUGAGGUCUCAUCUACCAACCAGGUGGAAGUUCCAGAUACAACCCAGAGCUCACCUGUGUCCAUUAGCAGUGGCCUAAACUCAGACCCCGAUAUGGCCGACAGUCCCGCUGUUACAGGGAUGAGUCACGUGGCCUCAGUAAUGAGCAGCCUAUCUCAGAGCGUCUUCAUGUCAGAGGUACCAGGCGAUCCGGUCUACAGCAUGUCGCCCACAGGAGGUGCUAAUGCUCACCUCAUGGGCCCUGACGCCACAUCUCAUGGACUGGUGCUUGCUGUAGCCUCUGACAGUCAUAAGUUUGCCUUUCCAGGCAGUGGGGGCACAGAGGCAGGCACACCAGGAGCCGCAGACGGACUCGCCAUGCUCUCUGCAGCUGGAGUCUCUGAGGAGCUCGUCCUCUCAAGCAGCCUGGAUUCGAGCAACAUCAAGCUACCAGAGACCGCCAUGAACUUUGACCCAGACUGCUUCUUGAAUAACCCGAAGCAGGGCCAAACUUAUGGGGGUAGUGGGCUGAAGCAAGAGAAUGGCUCUUCAGGUACCUCCUCCUCCGUGGCCAGCACCAACGGCCUGCAGCACUCUCCACAAAUGUCCAACUCCAACUUCAGCUUCAAUGCAGAGAUCAUCAAGAACAUCAAGACUGAGGACACCUCCUUUGAACAGCAACUGGCCAAGGAAAGCGGCUACCAGAUGGGGACAGUAGUAAGCUGUAGUGUAGCCAAUGGUUCAGGCUCCCAGAACUCGCUAACAUUAACCCCAGCAGGCUCACUACUGCCUUCUGGAGGAGGACUGAGUCCCAGCACCACCCUGGAACAAAUGGAUUUCAGUGCCAUUGAUGCAAAACCUGACUUCUCCUCCAGUACAUCAGUGGGUUAUGACCAGGCAAUGACCAACACUCAUCUGGCCCAUCAAAGCCACUCACCCAGUUUCUUCCUUCAAGACACACCACAGUCAGCCCAAAACCUGCAAGGCAGGCAAAAUUCAGGCCAGAAGAGCCAUUUGCUGGAGCACAACUCCCAUGACAGGGCCUAUAUGGGCUUACAGGUUGUCAAAACAGACUCACCUGGUACCAACGGCCAUCUCCACCACCACCAUGGCCACCAGAGUCAGCACAGACCCAAUUGCAAUGGAAGUUCAGCCACAGAGAACCAAGGGCAGAGUGGAUCUCUUCAACUACUACAAUAUCCCGGAGGCUUCUCCAGCCUUGGGACAGAGCAUGAGGAUGUGGUCGGUCAUGAUCAGGCUGGCAGUACAGCUUCCAGUCAGGCCAGUAGUGCUGACACCAGAUCAGAUGGCUUAAUCAAGCCUGGGGAUCACCUGCAGACCUGCGCAGGAGGCAACACAGAGGGCGGAGGAACAGAGCACUAUCUGCAGCAAAGUUCUGAUAAUGGAGUAAGCAAUGAAGCUGUGGCUCUCAGGAAUGGUAAUUCCAGCGACAGCACUAAUGGCCAGCAGCAGCUGCAGCCUAUUCUUCAGGGGGCUGGGCUGGUACAGGGGCUCUACAAUACAGUGGGGACCCACCAGGGUCUAAGCGGAGCUGGAUCUGGUAGUACUGGAGGCACCGGCAUGGAAAUCAGCCUGGAUCACUUUGACAUCUCCUUCGGCAACCAGUUCUCUGACCUCAUCAAUGACUUCAUUUCAGUGGAUGGAGGAGUCACUGCUGUGGGCUCUGGUGGGGCACUGUAUGCCCACCAGCUGGUUGCACCACCUGGCUCAGAUGGGCAGGCAGCCUCAGGAGUAAACCAGCAGCAGGGCCAGGGGGAUGGGAACAACAGAGCAACAGGAUACAGCACUUCUGAUCUCUGCCUCCAGCCUUGCUGCAGUCCCCAGGGUCUAGGUGGUGGAACGGCUGGUGCAGGGGCCUCCGGGGACACAGGCUCGCUUUCCUACAUGCAUGUAGCUGAUGUUGUGUCAGCAGCAGUGGCGCAGGGCACACUGGGUAUGCUGCAGGCCACAGGGAGGCUCUUUAUGGUGACUGACUACUCUCCAGAAUGGUCCUAUCCAGAGGGUGGGGUUAAGGUGCUGAUCACUGGCCCGUGGCAAGAGGCUAACAGUCAGUACAGCUGUCUGUUUGAUCAGAUCUCUGUCCCUGCUUCUCUGAUCCAGCCCGGAGUCCUGCGUUGUUAUUGCCCUGCCCAUGACACAGGGCUGGUGACUCUGCAGGUGGCAGUCAGUAAUCAGAUCAUCUCCAACUCAGUGGUGUUUGAGUACAAGGCCCGUGCACUGCCCUCUCUGCCUUCAUCCCAGCACGACUGGCUCUCUCUGGACGAUAACCAGUUCAGAAUGUCCAUCCUGGAGCGGCUUGAGCAGAUGGAGCGCAGGAUGGCCGAGAUGGCCGGUCAGCAGCAGCAACAAAGCAAUGGAGCAACUGGAGGAGCAGGAGCAGGGGGAGGAGGAGGAGCAGGGGGAGGUGGAAAUGGAGGGAACAGCAGUAGCAGCCAGUCUCAGUGUCUGUCAGGCCAGGGACAGGCGGGCAGUUCGUUUGAGAGCCGUGUGGUGGUCGUGUGUGAGAAGAUGAUGAACCGUGCGUGCUGGGCCAAAUCCAAACACCUGAUCCACUCUAAAACCUUCCGGGGAAUGACCCUGCUGCACCUUGCUGCUGGACAAGGCUACGCCACGCUCAUCAAAACUCUCAUCAAGUGGCGCACUAAGCAUGCAGAUAGCAUUGAUCUGGAGCUUGAGGUGGACCCACUUAACGUUGACCACUUCUCUUGUACACCCUUGAUGUGGGCCUGUGCUCUGGGUCACCUCGAAGCAGCCGUGGUUCUGUACAAAUGGGACCGCAGAGCUCUGACCAUCCCAGACUCUCUGGGCCGCCUACCUCUGUCCAUCGCUCGCUCUCGAGGCCACACCAAACUGGCUGAGUGUCUGGAGCAGCUCCAGAGAGAGGAGCAGCCGCAGCCUCCCUCCACCCACAUGGCCUUCUCUCCUAACUCUGAUGCUCCCUCCUCCGACAGCUGGAUGGUCAGCUGGACCAGUGAUAGCAUGGUGACCCCCAGCAGCCACAAGAGUGGUGCAGCCAUCACCGCUACCACUAACCCCUCCAGCAACAUCACUCCUGACUUGAGACGCCCCAGAUCCGAGCCUUCCAGCUACUACAGCAGCGAGUGCCAGCGGGAUCUCCCUGCAGCUAAAAAACACAAACCGAACCCAGAAGCGGCUCAGACACGGCCGAAUAAAGCCGCCUCGGUUCCCUUGAGCCUGGAGCACCAGCAGCUCCACAAGCUCUCCACCAACCCAAACACACUCCCUGCAGAAACACCCAGUGCUGAGCAAAACACAGCUGCUGAAGGCACCAAAACCGGUGGCAUCUCACAAGCCAAGUUGAGCUCGUUUCGCACAGGGGGACAUAAGUGGAGCUCCAGGGAGGUGUACAGAAAAGUAUCUGGAGGAGGUGGAGGAAGCAGCUUGGGGAAGGAGAAGCUGGCGACCAGGCUGCGUCAGCGAGGAGAGAACCUCAGCAUGAUGACCAUGACUGACAGAGAGAUUGUGGACACUGAGCUGCUCACCUAUAAGGAGGACUUGGAGAACCAGGACUGUCUUUCACACAUGGAAGACCUGCAGGCAAACAUGAUGACCUUGGCGGAGCACAUAAUCGAGGCGACGCCAGAGCGCAUUAAGAGGGAGAACUUCUCAGCUGUGGAGUCUGUUCCUCUGGACAGCAGCGGACUGAGCAGCACCAUGAGCUGGCUGGCUACUUACCUGGGAGACGUGGAGCAGCUGCCCAGCAUCAUCCACCUGAGGUCUCUAUAUAGUGAACCCCUUACCCCCAACCCGGGUCUGAGUCCAGACAGUUCCCCUCAGUGUGACAGUCCAUUUGAGAAGGGUGCUCUGCCCUCCCCGGCCAACUGGGCCGAGUUCCUGAACGCUUCCAACAGCAAGAUGGAGCGAGAGCUGUCUCAGCUCACCCUUACCGACCUGGAGCAGAGGGAGCUGUACGAGGCCGCUCGGCUGGUACAGAGCGCCUUCCGCAAGUACAAGGAACGCCCACUGCGUGAGCAACAGGAAGUAGCAGCUGCUGUCAUUCAGCGCUGUUACAGAAAAUACAAACAGCUAACAUGGAUAGCAUUGAAGUAUGCACUUUAUAAGAAGAUGACGCAGGCUGCCAUCCUUAUCCAGAGUAAGUUCCGGAGUUACCACGAGCAGAAGAAGUUCCAGCAGAGUCGACGGGCGGCCGUGCUGAUCCAGCAAUACUACCGCAGCUACAGAGAGUUCCGUCAGCUCCGGCCUCACAGACGCACCGCCACCUCGGCUCUGGUGCAGCACAAGCUCAGAAGUAGUUUGCUCACUAAGAGACAGGAGCAGGCUGCCCGCAAGAUCAUGCGAUACCUCCGCCGCUGCCGUCACAGCCCCUUGAUGGACCAUAGACUGUUCUUGCGGGUGAGUGCAGCCUCAGCAACCCAAGUGAGAGAAUUGAGAAAGGCCAGGGAACAUGAGAAUAUCCAGAAAAGCCCCCUCACAAUGUGACGUCCCUCUCCAGACUUCUUUUCCUGUUUUUUCUGUUUCAACCAGACCUUUUACAAGAGGGGGGAAAAAAUGAAUUCAAGCGGGAAGAGUACAACUCUAUACAGAACUACACAGAACUACAGACUUCUGCUAUUAUACAACACCACUUUUUCAUAUAUCUUUCUUCCUUCUGUCUUUCUUUUAUAAGAGAAAGCUGACUUUAAGAGUGGAUUUGGAAAAAAAAAACUCGAAGUGAGGAUGUGAUUGGAGGAAGAACAUUUGCUUCAUGGCAUUUUUUGCACUUUUUCAUGCAUUUGGUUUGUUAUUUUGAAGCGCAGUGAAAAGAAAAGGAAAAGAUGUUGGAACAGUGCGACUCUUCAGAGGAUCACAGAGAGAAGACAGAAUGGGUGGAAAGACUGGAAAAAAUAUGGAAUCGAUGCAGAAACCUGGCAGGUCCUGGCUAAUACAUUGUUUGAAUAAAUUAAAUUGAAUACAUUUAAAUAAAAAGGUUGCAGCCCAUUAUAUUAGUGACAAGAUGGGACAGUCUGUGAAUGUGGAGGUGAGGCUAAAAAAAAGGAUAUCUAACAUUUCAAUUAAUGUUAUUCAUCCUUUUAAAUUCCAUAGUAAUCUGUGCUUGAAUUGGACCAGUGCAAAAUCAGUGCAAACAUAAAAUCAUUGUCUCUGGGAAAUACAUUAUGUCUGUGUUCAUCGAUUUAUUUUUAACCCCCAGUGAAUGUAAUGAAAAUGAUGAUGUUCCUAUUGGGCAAUUUGCUAUGGACCUGUUCAUUAUGUAAAUGUUUUUGGAGAAACAAAUUGCCUCAUUUUGGUUAGUAGUAGUCAUUGAUGAUGCUCUUAUUCUGUUCAAAUGACCUUCAUUGGCUCUUUAGGCCUUUAAAGGGAAGUUCACAGACAUUGCCUUGAUAUCUUAGAGAUUCUCUGAAGGGUCCCUAAGCUAGCCCUCUCAGCAGGGGUUGGGAAAAAUCCAUAUUUUUGACGACUGAGCGGUUUCUGUACAUAAAGAAGGUCGAUGGAACAGUAUGUGAAGUAAAAAAAAAAAAACAUUUAUCUGAACAGGACUGUAUUUUAGAAAUAUAUUAUUUUAUUCAUUAUACGGGGUCAAAACAGGAAGUCGAAAUCUGAAUAUUUGUAUAGUUUUGUUUGAAUGCCUAUUAAGUAUGGUUGUAUUGUUUGUACAUAUUGUAAAUACUCUGGGAUAAGAUGAGCUACAUGCAUGAAAAUCAAAGAUACAGAAAAAAAAGAUGAUUUAAAAAAAACAAAAAAAAAAACCAACAUUAGUGGCUAUGCUCUGUAAAACUUUCACUAUAAGAAUAUUUUAUUUUAUUUUGAAUGUUCUUGAGAAAAACAUUUUGCUAAAGCAUGACCUUACUGCAGAUAUGAAAAAUACCAUACUUAUGAGGUAGAAGAAAACAACAAGCAUUAUCAUUAGACAAAAACGGUUACGUUUACAUCUGUUUGGUUCACGGGCUACCAAGAGUCUUUUUCUCCACUGGUGCUGACUGCUUAAUGAGAAAAAAUACGUUCAUCCUCGCUGAGCAGAAGACAAGGCAGUGAAAUGGGAGAACAUUAACCUUCAUUAUUUCAUCCCCACUGACCAGUGAAUACAAGAAGUGCCAGAGAGGAGAGGAUUUCCUAAGUAGCCUUUUAAUCUCCCAAAUUUCUAUUGUUUCUCAUAGUGUAAAUUCAAAACACGAAGACGUUUUAAAUCUUGUCUAUGUUUGUGACCAUCUGUAUACAAAGUGACCAGGUUAUAUAUUAUAAGGCUGCUCAUUUUUCAAUUUAAAAAUGCAACACUGACGGAAAAAGCGGUGAUAGCUAAAGACUGGCAAGUCUUUCCUGCAUGAUGUGACUGAACAUUUUGGUGCUAACAACUAUGAUGUAACAGGAUAAUGAGAAGAAACGCUUGACCAAUGUUACGCUUUGGCACUGAACCAGCUGUUUGCACAUUUAGGCAGUAAAGUAGCUUAUGUCACAUGUUCUAGCGGCUUUGGAAGCGCAUCACUUCCUGAGCGUGUAUUUAGGGUCCAACCGUUAACAGGCUGCACUUGAAAUAAGUUGAAAAUGAAAACUAAUGGCACACAAAUGGAUUUUUAAAUAAUGUCAUGAGUCGAUUUACUUUUCCAUUAGUUUCUAAUUUACUGUUUAAGUCGUGCCAUAAUGUGGUUUGUCAUCUACAGCUGUUUGUAAAGUGUUUUUCUGUUUUUGUUUGGUUUUUUGAUUGUUGUUGUUUUAUUAAUAUCUUUCAAAGUGUGAACUGUUCAGAGUGUUCAUGUGGGAAGUGCCUAAUCACAGCAAAUUUCACUCAGCAUGCAAUGUAACAAACUGGACUAACUGACUAUUUGGACAAUGUAAAAGUGACUCUCCUUCAUGCUGAUU